Molecule: messenger RNA, 3888 nt
Organism: Poeciliopsis prolifica (blackstripe livebearer)
Lineage: Eukaryota; Metazoa; Chordata; Actinopteri; Cyprinodontiformes; Poeciliidae
Gene: hif1aa
Product: hypoxia inducible factor 1 subunit alpha a
Exons: 15
Coding region: 282-2540 (752 amino acids)
Biological process (GO): regulation of transcription by RNA polymerase II; cellular response to hypoxia
Cellular component (GO): transcription regulator complex; nucleus; cytoplasm
Molecular function (GO): DNA-binding transcription factor activity, RNA polymerase II-specific; protein dimerization activity; RNA polymerase II transcription regulatory region sequence-specific DNA binding
Source: RefSeq, a predicted model, not a curated record
CACCGCCUUCAUGAGGCAACAUUGUCUCGGUAAAAAGCUCUGAUCCAGCGUGGCACUAUUUUUUUCCUUUACGCAAAAACUAACCAAAAAACUCCGUUUUCAGCAGAGAAGACUCUGGUCUUUUUGGACUAAGCAGCAACUGGAGGAACUCUUAUGUGAUCCACCCGAGGACUAGCGGGGUAACUUCAGUAGAAAAGUGACAUUUUGGUGGAUUUCUCGACGCGACCGGGUCCCGCUCGGCGCUGAUCAGAGAGGCUCGACUCCAGCCCAACCGUCCUGACAUGGACACAGCGAUCAUACCUGAAAAGAAAAGGGUGAGUUCGGAGCGCAGGAAGGAGAAAUCGAGGGACGCGGCGCGAUGCCGGCGCGGGAAGGAGUCGGAGGUUUUCUACGAGUUGGCCAAGCAGCUGCCCAUCCCCCACAGCACCAGCUCCAACCUGGACAAGGCCUCCGUCAUGAGGCUGACCAUCAGCCACCUGCGCUUGCGGAAGCUGCUCUGCAUCGAUGAGCCAGUGGCAGAGGAGAAUACAGAACUGGAUAUCCAGCUAACCGGCUCCUACCUGAAGGCUUUAGACGGCUUCCUGGUGGUUCUGUCUGAAGACGGCGAUAUGAUCUACAUCUCAGAAAACGUCAACAAGUGCCUCGGCCUGGCGCAGUUUGACCUGAUUGGACACAGCAUGUUUGACUUCACGCAUCCCUGCGACCAGGAGGAGCUGAGAGAGAUGCUGGUCUACAGAAACGGCUCCAAGAAAGUCAAGGAGCCGAGUACGGAGCGCAGCUUCUUUCUGCGGAUGAAAUGCACGCUGACGAGCCGGGGGCGCACCGUCAACGUAAAGUCCGCCACCUGGAAGGUGCUGCAUUGUUCGGGCCACGUGCGCAUUCACAGCAGCGAGCAGAGCGCCGACGGCCACAAGGAGCCGCCGGUCCCAUACCUGGUUCUGAUUUGCGACCCGAUCCCUCACCCCUCCAACAUUGAGGUUCCUCUGGACACCAAGACCUUCCUCAGCCGCCACACGAUGGACAUGAAGUUCACGUACUGCGACGAGAGGAUCACUGAGCUCAUGGGUUACGAUCCAGAGGACCUGCUGAACCGUUCUGUGUACGAGUAUUACCACGCUCUGGACUCGGACUAUCUCACAAAGACUCACCAUCACUUGUUUGCGAAGGGCCAGGUCACCACAGGUCAGUACCGGAUGCUGGCGAAAAGAGGCGGCUUUGUGUGGGUCGAAACUCAGGCCACCGUCAUCUACAACAACAAGAACUCGCAGCCUCAGUGCGUCGUCUGCGUCAACUUUGUGCUCAGCGGGAUCCAGGAGGAGAAACUGAUCCUUUCUUUGGAGCAGACGCAGGAGAUGAAGCCGGUGAAGAAAGAGGAGGAGAAGGAGGAGCAGGAUGAAGUCGAGGCUGAAGUGAAGAAGAGCGAGGCCAUCCAGGCGGACGAUGAGGAAGAGGAGGAGACCCCGGAUCAGAAGCUGCACCUGAACUUCCAGGAUCUGGUGAUCAAGCAGCAAGAGCAGGAUUGUCUUUACAACCUGCUGAAGGGGCAUCCAGACGCCCUGAUGCUGCUGGCGCCGGCAGCCGGAGACACCAUCAUCUCCCUGGACUUCAGCCGCCCCGGCACAGAGUCAGAGACUCACCUGCUGAAGGACGUCCCUCUCUACAACGACGUGAUGCUGCCCUCUUCUGGCGACAAGCUGCCGCUGUCUCCUCUGGCGCCCACCGAGCCGCUGGAGCCCGCCAGCAGCCCCGCCGAGGAGGCAAAACCCGACAGCUUUGCUCCGGCUCUGUCCUCUAAACCCCCCAACAAACCCGCAGAAGUCGACAAUCCUCUGGGCUUCUCUUUCCCCGUGGACACAGAUAUGAACUCUGAUUUUAAACUGGACCUGGUGGAGAAGCUGUUUGCCAUCGACCCAGAACCCAAAACUCCCUUCAACGCAGAGGACUCUGAGCUGGAGAUGUUCGCGCCGUACAUCUCCAUGGACGACGACUUCCAGCUGCCCUGCCUCGGCCCUGACCAGCCUCUGCCCUGUGGACCAGUCAAAGCCCCGGAGAGCUGCCCGGUCCUCGUCACGCCGGACGUCCACAGCCAUCCCAGCUCUCCGUUCAGCGCGCCACAGAGCCGCACGGCUUCUCCGGCUCCUCCAGAACCCGUCGGCACGCCGCCUCCUGCCACCGUGAAGGCAAACGGGGUCGAACAGCCGGAGAAGGAGGUUCCUCUCAGGAAUCUGGCUGCUCAGAACAUCCGGCGGAAAAGAAAGCUGAGCGAACUGAAGGAGAUCAUUGAACAGGGAUCUUUGACCCCAGAGCCUGAGAAGGGCAAAAAGCUGAAGGCGACAGAGCCGGGAGCAACCAGGACCAUUCUUCUUCUGCCUUCAGAUCUGGCCAGCCGACUGCUGGGCACCACCUCGGACGGCGGCGGCGCCCUCGUCUCGCUGCCGCAGCUCACCAGCUACGACUGCGAGGUCAACGCCCCCUUGCAGGGCCGCCAGUACCUGCUGCAGGGGGAGGAGCUUCUGCGCGCUCUGGACCACGUCAUCUGAGCCAGGACUUCACUUCUGGACUAGACUGGACACUACAAUUAUGCCCUCACAUUGUGACUCUUCUUUUUGCCCUUUGACCCCCCACUGCCAUUUAUUUAUGUGUCUGUUGGAGUUUGACUUUAGUCCGGCUGCUGUUUGUGCACCUUACGUGAUUUUUGCAGCAUUCCACGGCGACGGCAGCAUCUUGGUUUCAGUUCGAGAGAUUGUCAGACGUCAACUCGCUCUCAUUUCUUCCUCUUCCUCCGGGGAGUCUCUCCACACAUGGCGCCUUCACCGAUGACCCCUCUCCAGCGGGUCGCCAGAGCCUGGCGCUACUGCCAGCAGUGUAUUGUAAGCUUCAGUCGCACAACUUAUAUUUUCUUAAAAAGAAAAAAUAUUACCAGCAAUAUAUAUUAAGCCUUUUUAAAGUAGACGUAGAUCUAAUGAAAAAUGUUAUUUUUAUUUCUUCCCAGACUUGUAUGUUGUACUACCAAAACUGACGUCUUUAGUCCUUCAGUCUGCACUGCAAAAACACUAAAUCAAAGUAUUUUUUUGUCUCAUUUUUAGUGUAAACAUCUUAGUUUUGCCUUAUUUCAAGUUUACUAACUUGCAAGUGAAUGUUCAGUAAGAUAUAGGAAAGAUAUAGGAACUUUAAUUUCCUGAGGGAGUCUUCCCAAGGGAUCAAUAAAGUACAAGUCUAGUCUGAAAUCGUUUUAAUUUAAUCCCUUAAUAUUGAUAAAAAUUACCUGUUUCAUUGGCAGAUUAUUUCACUUAUUACAAGAGAAAUAAUCUGCUUUUUAUCAAUAUUAUGUAGUAGAAUUAAAACGAGCUCCUUCAUCUUGGUGAAAAGUUAUUUGUAAGUUAAUUUUCUUAAUUUAAGCGAACUAAGAUAUUUGCAGAAAAAAUAGUUUUUGCAGUGAUCGUGUCUUUCUGAACCUGAACUGGGUUGAAUGUUCUCCAUUUUAAUGGCCGUCUGUGAGCUAAUUACAUGUAACCGUGUAGCAGUACAUGUCACUUUAUUACUUUACUGUAAGUGUGUGUGUGUGUGUUGCUGUACAUACGACGGGGAAAUUUACAUUUUACUCACUUUUUUCACUAAUUUCCCUCAUGCAGGAUUGGGAUUAUUUUGUUCUACAUGAACAGACUUCAUGUUUCGAUGCCGAGUCUGAGGAACUCGGCGGUUCGAAUCGGUGCGAUUUCUCCUGUUUUUCUUUCCUUGUGUAAUCGUCAUCGUGACAGUUGUGACCAGACAGGCUUAUUUGCGCUGUUGAAUGGUAGUUUAAAUACCGUUCUUCCUUGCCAUAGUGUUGAGUCUCUCAUGCUUCGUUUUUGCUGUUUAACAAUAAAUGGCUUUAAUAAUACAAAAAAA